CGAGAGGUGAGGCGGAUGUUGAUGUUGUUGUGGCUCGGCUCGUCAAUAAUAAUCACGAAAACGGGAAUAAAACGCCGAUAAUCGAUAAACCGGCGCCGGUUUUGAAGCCUGAGCGGGUUAGAGAGUCUCCUCCGGCUCUCCGGAGGCCGAGGCGGGUCAUGAUGGAGGACUUUGAUGAGAUCUACGAGGAGGAAGAGGAGGAGGACGAAGAAGAGGAGGACGAGCAGAGGGCCGCGGAGGAGCAGCUGCUCAAAUACGCCCCGGAGCCGGUGCUGGUUCGGGGAUCGGGCCGGGUCACAGUGUUUGGACUCAGCAAUAAAUUUGAGUCGGAAUUUCCCUCAGCACUUACGGGAAAGGUAGCACCGGAGGAGUUUAAAGCCAGCAUAAACCGAGUGAACGGCUGCCUGAGGAAGACUUUGCCUGUAAACGUGCGGUGGCUGCUGUGCGGCUGUCUGUGCUGCUGCUGCACGCUGGGGUUCAGCCUGUGGCCUGUAAUCUGCCUCAGCAAACGGACGCGCAGAUCCAUAGAGAAGCUACUGGAGUGGGAGAACAGUCGACUCUAUCACAAGCUGUGUUUGCAUUGGAGGCUGAGCAAAAGGAAGUGUGAAACCAACAACAUGAUGGAAUACGUGAUCCUAAUAGAGUUUCUACCCAAAAUCCCCAUCUUCAGGCCGGACUAGCAGCUGCAGCGGCUGUUCUCUGCCUUAUGGUGCCUUUCUCUGGUACUGUCACGGUCUCCAUGUGCCCUCUGACCCCUCACCUGGACUACAGACUCUCCUCCUUAUAUAUAUUAUAUAUGCUACUUAUCACACAGUCAGUGCUCUGAACGAUACAGAGCAUCGUUUACGACCUCCACGCACCCUCACGGACCGCAGAACCAACGUUUAUGUUUUUCAAAAGCAUCGAGAAACUGUAACUGUGGCUCACAUGAAGCUGUGAGGAUCCCACACGCAUACAUCUUAACACCCCCCCAAAACUGGAACCCCCCCCGACCUUCAGACCUGCACCUUCAUUCACACCGGCGCGAUGACCACAAGCUGCGUUUGGCCACCAGUGGAGCAGCUAGCGAGGAGCCAACCAAGCGGAGUUAUUCCACAGCACAAGGCUCGUCUGCUAGCCGCCUUUUUAAAGGAACAGUUUGGCAAACAAUCAGAUUUACCCCCCUUAGCACAAAUGUAGUCCGAACACAGCUUCUUUACUUCAGCGUCGGAGCUGAACGGAGGCUAACGGAGAAGCUAAACCAGAGCUGGUUUAUGAGGAGUCUGGCCGCUUCCUAUUUCCCCCGUUAUAUCAAAAACAGGACUGCUAAACAGCAGAGGGCGCCCACGAGUGAGUCCUCAAUGAAUGGGAGUG
This is a messenger RNA of Colossoma macropomum (tambaqui), 1353 nucleotides long. It is a transcript of the gene chic2, whose product is annotated as cysteine-rich hydrophobic domain 2. NCBI's taxonomy places the organism in Eukaryota, Metazoa, Chordata, Actinopteri, Characiformes, Serrasalmidae. The transcript is spliced from 6 exons. The coding region runs from base 159 to 680 and encodes 173 amino acids. The record is from RefSeq and is a predicted model, not a curated record.